Molecule: messenger RNA, 324 nt
Organism: Ilex paraguariensis (yerba mate)
Lineage: Eukaryota; Viridiplantae; Streptophyta; Magnoliopsida; Aquifoliales; Aquifoliaceae
Source: the annotation of a GenBank genome assembly
AUGGGGGUGCAGGAAAUUUGUUUCAAAUUGCCUGAUAUCAGAUGUCCUCCAAGAGCUGAUACGAUAGUAGUUGAGGAUGAUACUGUGGUAACGUUGCAAUUUGGAAGUUCAUCGAUAUCAGAUCCCGAGGAAGAAACGGUGGUGGGAUUUGAUGAAAUGACGGUGAGGAUUGUGGGUCAGCUUAUUCUAAGAGGAGCAGGAUCGGGAUCUGAUGAAAUGCCGGGGGAGAUUGUAGAUCGUCUUAUUCGAGAAGGAGAACGAUGGAAGUCGGANGAUGAGGAUUGUGGGUCAGCUUAUUCUAAGAGGAGCAGGAUCGGGAUCUGA